Molecule: messenger RNA, 1389 nt
Organism: Lachancea fermentati
Lineage: Eukaryota; Fungi; Ascomycota; Saccharomycetes; Saccharomycetales; Saccharomycetaceae
Source: the annotation of a GenBank genome assembly
AUGGACGAUGUCAGCACCCAUCUGCAAUCUAGACCAUACUAUGAUCCUGAUACCUUUAACGCGGGCUAUACGGCAGUCUUCAAGCCAGAACAAGGCGUUGUUGACAACCAUGGAUUCACAAUAGCCUCCAAGCUAAACAUCUCCCCAAACUCCAAGUCAAAAUUCGCCAACAAGCUACGGGACGGCGGAAUGCUAUCGCAACUGACCACAGGUCUUAAGAAACAAGUACAAGAGGCCGAAAACUCUGCAGAAGAAGCUAAAAAAUCCCUAGGAGAUAUGGAAUGGGCAGACCUACUGAAUAUGAAAUCGUGGAAAACUGUGGGGACGCAACUUUUGGAACAAUUCCUAAGGCGAUACGUUAAGCACUUGAUUCAGCAGCCCUUUGAAACGGCUAGACUAUUAUUGCAGGUUGGAAACUUUCAGUUCAAGCCCGUCACCGACAAAUCAAAAAUCACUUUACAAAUAGAGGACGAUGAGGACGGUGAUGACGAAGAGAUUGACUUUUUCCCCGAAACCUCUGCCCCCGUCGAGAAUCAGGACUCUAGUAGUCACCAUCGCAAUUCUCAUUCGGUCCCCACAUUUACCAAGAAGAUUCAACCGGAAUCCUUGCACACGAUGGACAUUCUUAACGCGGUGAUGGACGAAGAAGGUACAAAGGGCCUGUGGAGAGCCAACAAUACCACAUUCAUUUACAACUUCCUCUCUAUAACCCUAGACGCGUGGUUCACCGGAAUGCUUUCUCCUUUCUUGCAAAUUCCAGAUCCCUAUUUCAUCGACAUAAUACACUCGCCCGACGCACAGAAGUCGAUCUUGCUCACAGCCGCCGCAAGCGUCUUCACUGGCUUAGUGCUACUUCCAAUUGAUUUGAUCAGAACCAGACUCACCGUAACGUCAGUCAAGGUCGGGGAGCGGAGUUUACGCAACCUGUUAAAGAAGUGGUCUUGGACCCAGCACAUGCUGGGUUUGCCAUUGGAAAUGGUAUCGUUGUGCAUUGGAUACUCCCUGACUUCCACGAUGUUCCGCAAACUCACGGCAGUGGUGUUAUACCACCAGUUCAACGUCGACAAAUAUUCGCGUGCGCUUUGGUACAAUACCUUCGAAUUCAUGUCGCGGAUCGUAGAGCUGUUCAUCAAGCUGCCACUUGAAAACCUGCUCAGACGUAGCCAAGUCAGCUAUCUACUGAGAGCGCGCCCACAUGAUCCCUUGACCAUUCAUGAGGAGGACAUGAUCAUCGAACCCCGCCAGUAUAAGGGGAUCUGGACUACACUCAAGCAAAAGGGCCGCGUCCACGAGCUUUGGCGCGGUUGGAGACUGGGUCUCAUGAGCGUGGUGUGCGGAUAUGGGCUCAAGCUCAUGGAUCGCGACGCGCUUGAAGAAGAGAAGUUCUAG